This is a messenger RNA of Hemiscyllium ocellatum (epaulette shark), 3468 nucleotides long. RefSeq names its product WRN helicase interacting protein 1 (gene wrnip1). The transcript has 8 exons. The coding region runs from base 97 to 1803 and encodes 568 amino acids. The record is from RefSeq and is a predicted model, not a curated record. Gene Ontology annotation, biological process: regulation of DNA repair; DNA-templated DNA replication; DNA repair. Gene Ontology annotation, molecular function: enzyme activator activity; ATP hydrolysis activity; single-stranded DNA helicase activity. Gene Ontology annotation, cellular component: nucleus. NCBI's taxonomy places the organism in Eukaryota, Metazoa, Chordata, Chondrichthyes, Orectolobiformes, Hemiscylliidae.
CAUAAACUCAGGAUGUUGGUCCUUCCAUAGUGAAAACAAAAGGGGUGGAGGAAUAGGAAGGAAGUGUGCAUUCGGAUCAAUGUUCAGGGCGAAGAAAUGGCGCAGAUGCAGGGGGAUAGGACGUCAACAGUGCAAUGUCCUGUCUGCUCGCAGCAGAUGAAGAGUUUCAGGAUCAACGCUCACCUGGACCACUGUCUGGGUGUGAGGGAAGGCGGCGGCGAGAGUGAUGGGGAACCGGGCAGCAAGAGGCCGCGCCUGUCCCCAGGAGCUGCGUGCGGCGAUGAAACGUCUCUCCUACAGAGCGGGCGCGACGCUGCAGCCAGAACCCCGCCGGGCCUAGCGCGCGGCGAUGGAACGCUGCCCGGGCAGAGCGAGCGCGAGGCGGCAGCGAGCUCGACCGUUAACGACGGCAAGAGCAGGUGCAGCGCCUCGCUGCCUAGGCAGACCCCAGCAACCGCCGCCUCGACCCCCCGUCCCCAAGGGGCGACUGUGUCGCUGCUGCAGCAGCUGGAGGCGAAACCCCUGGCGGAGAUCAUGAGGCCCACUGUCCUGGCCGAACUUAUUGGGCAGAAUAAGGUUUUGGGUGAAAAUACUCUGCUGAGGACUCUGUUGGAAUCACAUGAGAUUCCGUCCAUCAUAUUGUGGGGUCCACCAGGAUGUGGCAAAACAUCAUUAGCCCACGUUUUAGCAAGCAACAGUAAGAAACAGAACAGUUCAAGAUUCGUAAGUCUUUCCGCUACGAAUGCAGCCACAGAUGUGAUUCGAGAGGUUGUAAAACAAGCUCAAAAUGAACUAAAGCUAUUGAAAAGAAGAACAAUUGUAUUUUUUGAUGAAAUUCACCACUUCAAUAAAACACAACAGAACACAUUGCUGCCUCACGUCGAGUGUGGAACAAUUACACUGAUUGGUGCGACAACAGAGAACCCUUCCUUUCAGAUCAAUUCAGCAUUACUGAGUCGCUGCCGUGUCAUCGUUCUUGAGAAGCUGUCAGUAGAAGCUAUGGAAACUAUUCUGCUGCGUGCUUUAAACUCUCUCGGGAUCAGUAUACUAGGACAGGAUAAAGAAGCCAGCUCUGUGGAUGGCAGUAAAGAGUCUGAGCUUCACAUUUCAAUUGAACCAGAAGCAAUACGAAGCAUUGCCUACCUAUGUGAUGGUGACGCAAGGGCUGCAUUAAAUGGACUUCAUCUUGCGAUUCAAGCAAAAGUUGCUGAAGCAAAAAAACCCCAGAAUGAUUUUGCACAGAAAAAUACUCUGGCAAAGAAGAUUUUAAUUAAGGAAAUGCACAUAAAAGAAGGACUCCAAAGGUCUCACAUAUUAUAUGAUCGAGCAGGUGAAGAACAUUAUAAUUGCAUCUCAGCACUACACAAGACGAUGCGAGCCUCCGAUGAGAAGGCUGCCCUCUAUUGGCUUGCAAGAAUGCUAGAAGGUGGUGAGGAUCCGUUGUAUGUUGCACGGAGACUGGUGAGAUUUGCGAGUGAAGAUGUAGGACUAGCAGACCCUUUGGCUUUGACCCAGGCAGUAUCUGCUUACCAAGGGUGCCAUUUUAUAGGGAUGCCUGAAUGUGAGGUUAUUUUAGCACAGUGUGUAACAUACCUGUCAAGAGCACCAAAAUCGGUUGAGGUGUACAUGGCAUAUGAUGCUGUUAAAGAGUCCCUGAGGAACCACAAGGGUCCGUUGCCUUCUGUUCCACUGCACCUAAGAAAUGCACCUACAAAACUCAUGAAGGAUCUUGGCUAUGGAAAAGAUUAUAAAUACUGUUCUUUGAACAAGCCAGAGGAUAAUCCCUGUUCAACUAAAGAAUAAUCACUUUUUUGAGGUGGACUUCUUUCUCUCCCCCUGACAUUUGUAUUUCCUUUUGCCUUUCUAACAGUUGGAAUUAACACUAAAAAAAACUUUCACCAGCAAAAGAAAAGAAACCAAUGUACUAGCUGCAAACUUGUCAAUUCUGUCAUCACCUUCUGUUCCCGUCAUCUCUGAAGUACAUUCAUUCUAAAAACAUGUAAGCAAGAAUAAAACAUGACUUGACUUUGGCUAUUUAUUCCAUUUUUGUGUGGGUCCAUCUGGCAUUUCAGUAGUUAACAGUUGAAGACAGCUGAACGUCUGUCUAAUUUCCAUAUCAACGAAGAAAGGUGAACAUUUCACUGGAUUCACAGAUAGACCAAUAAUCAGUUCAUAUUUUGCACUAAUGCUGAAGAUGAAUUUCACACCAUUGUUCUUUGCUGACAUCAGCUGGGCCACCUGUUCAAGUAAUCAUUAUUUUCUUCAGGAGAAGAGUAGAAAAAGCAUCCAAUGUAAGUGUACUGGAGUAACCCCUUUGCAACAUAAGCACAAGAAAAGGAAAUACUUGGUGCAAUAAUGACCAUGGUGGUAUUACUAAAAGGAGAAGGGCAGGAAGGUUGUGAGACUUAUUGAAUGAAAUAAAUGAUUUUUGCUUGUCUUUGUUCAGGAAUAUGAAGCUUCCAGCAUGUUUGUCUAUUCCAUGAGUUUGUGAUUCCCACUGGUUUAAUACCCUUGAAACAACCAGCUAGGGUCUGUUUGAAUUCAGCACUUAGUUCAGAUGAACCUACUGUGUUUGGCUGUAAUGUGAUUACACCCAAUCCUUCCCAACUACUACUCAUUUCUGUCAACAUCAGUAUUCGUGACAGUAUUGAGUGGGAGAUUUGCCAUACGGAAAACCCAGCUGGGAGUGUUCUUCAUUCCAUGGCACUCAGUGCUCGGUUGAGGGUCUCAACCGCUGGGCACCACCUUUUUCCUCUCAUUGACUGAUUCUUGGAAGGUAUGACUACUCCCAAAGCCCUUAAUUCUGGACAAAGCCUACUGGUCAGUUAAUCGAGGGAGAUGUUCAUGUAAUGUCACCGGUCCAGGUGCCCAAAUUAAUUCUUGGGGAACAUUGGUUAAAAUCCAACUGUGCCAGCUGAUGGAACUAAAGAAAAAAGUCCUCACUAAUAAUUUUAAAUUAACCUUGGUUGUUGUAAAUCAACGCACCUAGUUCACUAAUGUUCUUCAGGGAAGGAAAUCUGUCAUCCUUGCCUGGUCUGGCUUGCACAUCACACCAAACCCUCAGUGAUUUGGUGGGCUCUUUAUUGUCUGAAAUGGUCCAGCAGGACACUUAGGUCAACUGCAAUUAGAGAUAGACAACAAAUGCUGGUCAUGCCAGUGACACCCAUAUCUUCUGAAAGAAUAGAUUUUUUUUUAAAAAGCAACUUCAUUUGAUGCUGCCCUGAGUGCCUCAGGGAGGGUUUUCAAUCUGAAGAGUUUGUGAAAGGGGACUUUGUUGCUUGUCUUGCUGUGAUAGCACUGUAAAAGAUGUGAUCCUGGAAAUAAUUUCUGAUAAUGCCCAUGUUGUUAAUCAAAAAUCCAUGGAAACAUUUUGCAUGCAAUAGACAGUGGGCACUAUAUCUUUGCCGCGAUCUGCAAAAUCUGAGCUAUUGUAUUUUGAUGUAAAUGAUUAAAAAUGUACUCCAACAA